AAAGUGAGUCAGCGCUGAGCUCGGAAGCGAUUUCCAGAGAUCUUCUCGACAGUGCAGGAACGAUCAGUAAGCAGCAACACCACCCACACGUAUAAACGGGGGAUUCCUGCCACAUUGUUUGUACAUUUCAGUGACUCAGCUCAGUUUACAGCCAUAGUGUGAGCGCCGUCGAUCCUGUACGGUACUGAACUGUUUAUGUCAAGCGUAAAAAAGCACAAGCCAAGCAGCAUGGCCAUGGAGACGGUCCAGAAUUUUUACGAUGACCCCCACAACCCAUGGCUGAACAAGAAAAAGACCAUGACGCUGGACCUGGUCAGCAACGGGUCGACCAAAAAACGGGCCUCCGCCUUGGCCCUCCUGUCCACCCCAGACGUGCAGAUGCUGAAACUGGCCUCCCCAGAACUGGAGAAAAUGAUCAUCUCGCAGCAGGGAACGGUGUGUACCACCCCGACACCAACCCAGUUCAUCUGUCCGAAGAAUGUUACCGAUGAGCAGGCGGCGUUUGCCCAGGGCUUCGUGGAGGCUCUGCAGAGUUUACACCAGACGCACCAUGCACCUGGUGAUGGGGAUGAUUCUAGCGGGUCCGAUGAGGAGGAGGAUGGCAAGGUGGCCCUGAUGCAAGUCAUCCAACAAGCCCCGGCUCAGAACUCUUGCAUCGUGACCACGGCCGCCGCUGCAGCCGCCGCUGCCGUCGGCCUGGAAUACAACCCCGCCAUGCCCACUACCACGAGCCUGCCGGGCACUACGAUCAACUACCCCAUCCGCACCUCGGCGAUCACAACCAUGUCAACGGUGGACACUUCUGUCAUCACCAACAAUGGUUGGUCACCCAUGGCGCACAUCAAGCAGGAGCUGGAACAGCCCCAGAUUGUCCCCGUAUUCAACGGCCACGGCACCCCGCCCCUGUCCCCCAUCAACAUGGAGUCGCAGGAGAGGAUCAAGGCAGAGCGUAAGCGCCUGAGGAACCGUGUAGCAGCCAGCAAGUGCAGACGGCGAAAGCUGGAGCGCAUCUCUCGCCUGGAAGACAAAGUCAAGGAUCUCAAGGAUCAGAACACUCAGUUGUCCUCAACAGCCACAAAGCUGAGAGACCAAGUUUGCCAGUUGAAGCAGAGCGUCAUGGAACACGUCAAGAACGGCUGUCAAGUCAUGCUGGCUCAGCAACUCGCAUUCUAAAUUAUAUUUGGACUUGUGCAUAUUUAAUAUUAACAGACAGUGACAUAUAUCUGUAAAUAUUUUGUCGAAUUCUUUCUCUUUUGACUGGAAUUUUAAAGAAAAAGUACUGAACGUUGGAGCGGGACUCGCGUGCUGGAUGUAGUGCUUGACCCUGUAAAAAGACUAGAACCAUUUUCUGGGUCGAUCGGAAUGAUAAACAUGGCGAAGUUGGCUUAUCAAAAUCGCUAGUUACAUUGUAAACAGAGUUUAUGCGAAGGUUUUUCUUACAAAUAUUGUGUUAAAAAAAAUCGUUUGUCAACGAACGUUCCAGCACCGCGAAUUAAAAGUAAUACUUUAAUUCAUGAACAACAUUGUGUCCAAGAAAAAAAUUAUUUGUUUGUAUACAGUCAGGUUAUUUCAAUGGUUAGUUCAGUGGAAUGGGGUUGCGAACAAAGACAGAACGACCUUCGCUCAUGCAUAAUGAGUUGGGAUCGAUCGCACUCCGUGGACGUGCAUAAUCAGUACCACAAUCUGCCGUCAAUGACAGGCCGAAAAACGCACCGGCAUACCGUAGCUGUUGGCCGCACGGUACGCUCGCAUAAAAUAUGACCGUUAUGUCUGGUAUAUUCACCGCAGCCUAGCCGGGCCCAACGUUAUUAUCAUUAUCAAUGCGCCUUGGGCAAUGCAGUACAGACCCAGGUCUCCAAUUCGGGGGUAUUUUGCAGUGGAAAUGGGCAGACUUGGUUUUUAAUUAAAACACCAGCAGUGGGGGAGCAUUUGCGGGCUUGUUGCUUGGGUUUUACGGUAUAUUUGAAGUGGCCUGCGGUCUGGUACUGGUAGUGUCUGGGUUGUUUUUGCAGGCGCUGGGCCGCGGAAUGCACAGUUCACGCGAGAAAACCUUGUUAAUGUUAUGCUCGGGUCAUGUCAUUGAACCGAAAGGCAUUUAUUAUGUUGUACAAGGACAAGUGUUCAUUGUAAUUCUCAGCUAAGGGCAAAAAGGCCAGUCUGUAUAGGGUUUCAGGGUAAGGCCGCAGCCUCACUACAGGGCCUAGUUUGCAUGAAUUAAAAACACAGAAUAAAACAAAAACGGACAUUCCUUUGUUGGAAUAUGUUGCUCAAGUGAACAGCACACUUGAAAAACGUUAUUAAAACAAAAGAUUUAAGAAAAACCAAAAAGGGCAAAUUUCUUGUUAGAAUUAUAUUACUGCAUGCAGAUGAAAUUUUUUGAUUGACUUUGUGAAAAAAUCAUUUUUAAAAAAUUGAAUGUAAAAGUAUACAAUUCUGGAAUGAAUAGCUCAUGUGAGGCUUGGAAAAUUACCAAUGCAAAUCCGUGUAAGCUACAAUGUGGCACUUGAUUGGGAUGGCAGUCAGCCACAUUAUGUUUUAUGUACAUAUUUCAAUUUUUCUCCAUUUUCAAGUUGAAUAUGGUGGUCAAUUGGUCAAUGAAGAUUGCACGCUUUUCCUAUGGCUCUGAUGUAAUUGUUUUUUUCAGGGUCGUCUUGCCAUUUAACAGUGGUUUGUUAAAAUAACCGAAACUUGUUUCAAUAAAACUGCUACUAUGAUAAACGAAUA
This is a messenger RNA of Patiria miniata (bat star), 2724 nucleotides long. Its product is annotated as transcription factor AP-1-like. The transcript has a single exon. Gene Ontology annotation, molecular function: transcription factor binding; DNA-binding transcription factor activity, RNA polymerase II-specific; RNA polymerase II cis-regulatory region sequence-specific DNA binding. Gene Ontology annotation, biological process: regulation of transcription by RNA polymerase II; regulation of cell population proliferation; regulation of cell cycle. Lineage: Eukaryota; Metazoa; Echinodermata; Asteroidea; Valvatida; Asterinidae. Gene Ontology annotation, cellular component: transcription regulator complex. Bases 196 to 1173 code for a protein of 325 amino acids. The record is from RefSeq and is a predicted model, not a curated record.